Molecule: messenger RNA, 1310 nt
Organism: Uranotaenia lowii
Lineage: Eukaryota; Metazoa; Arthropoda; Insecta; Diptera; Culicidae
Exons: 4
Coding region: 116-1111 (331 amino acids)
Source: RefSeq, a predicted model, not a curated record
UCAUCCGCAAGAAAACUGGGCAAGGAAGAAAAAGCAUCAAGAAAACACCAGCACCGGCUCAACUUCACGCACUUCCGUGGGAUUGUCAUUCGACAAAAGAAAAAGUGCGGGAUAGAUGCAGUGUGCCUCGUUGUCGCGAUUUCGGAAACCAAAGCCCCUGAAUCUACCUAAACGGGAAACGCACCAAAUAGAGAGAAGAACUCGUCCUAACGACUCCUUCUCUGCCUUUUCUUCUCGUGUCAGGAGCGGAGGAAGAAAGCCGAGAACGGCUGUUUGCCGAAUCGUGCUGCUGUUCCGUGACGAAAACAACCUGCGAAGGUUUCCCAAGCCGUUGGAAAGACGGUCACAAAGAGUUUGGCUACUUUGGGAACCCGCAGAGUUGGAGACGAAAGCACGGAAAAUAACCAACAAACGAGCACCCGGAGAAGAGGAAAAGUGCCAAGUAAUCCCGGCAACUGAACCGGCAAACGGAAGGGAAAAAGUUCCCGAGAGCCCCUUCACAAAAGGGGCUCUCUUUUUCCCCUUCUUUUCUUCCUCUUUUUCUCCCAGGAGUUGGUCAACGGUGUGCGAGCGGACAACAGUACGCGUGCGGAAACAAGCGGGAACCGAAGAGCAUCAGAAAGCAGUUCGACAGUGGUCGAUGGUCAUCAAGGAAUCGCAGGACUUCCGGAGAAGCCGGAAUUCAUCGCUACAAGGUACCAGACGGAGAUUCGACAGUGGUCGAGGAGUUCGAGGGAACCGGAAACAGAUUCCGGAAGAAUCCGGAUUGCACGGAGGAGAAUUUCACCAGAAAAGUGCUCGACAGUGGUCGAGAGUAUCAGAGGAACGGUUCGUGGUUUUCCGGAACAAUCCGGGUAGAAGCUGCACGGAAUCGAAGCCGACGGCUGCCGGUGGAGAACGAUUCGGCCUUGACGCAGGCCAGAGAAUCGUCGUCGACCGAAGAAGGCAAUCUACCGCAACCGCAAGUAUGCUGUCAGGACAUCCAAAUGCGAAUUGUUGCUGCGUUCGCCACCCGAGCGAUUUCUGCGAUUUCUGGGUCAACGAUGACCGACCAAUUGAUCGUCAUUCUUGGGACGAAUCGAGUCCGGAACAUCCAGUGAAAUGCACGUAAGUCAGCUGUUUAUUCAUUGCUUUCACACACCAUAAAUAAUCAGAUGAAUGAGCCUGAGGGCAAAAUAAAAAGGAUGGCUUGACCAUCAAUAAUUUGUUUGAGAAAUGUAAUGACAUGUUUAAAUUUAUUGCUUUUGCUUAGAACAACCUGAGCUAGCCUGGCAAAGAGGAAGAAACAAUUCUCUUCUUCUUUUCCUUAA